UUACGACUAGAGUUUACUCUGGUCCCUCUCUCUCUCUCUCUCUCUCUCUCUCUCUCUCUGUUUCGAUACUUCCUUAACAUAUAUCGAAAACGUUCGUUUUUUUGUUACUGUAUCAUUUUUUUUGUUGUUUGUGUAAACAUGCGUGGAUUGCAAAAAUCGAAGAGAGUUUCAUGGGCCUCAGGUUUAGAUCUUUGUCAGGUUAAGUUAUUCUUAUCAGAGGACUCUCCUUCACAAGUUGGGUUGAAUUCUCAAGAUCACCUCCAAGCAAAGAUAUCGUCCUUGUUGCAUCAAGGAGAAGCUAGUUCUGAUGAUAUUUUGCCUCCUGGAUUCGAGGGAACUCAUGCUUCAAGUCAGUUUGACAUUAAGCCAUCCCAAAUACCAGUUAUUAACUGGAUUAAUCCACCUAAGAUCGUGCUAGAUGUCACAUGGCAAGUGGUGGCUGGGGAAGAAAGCAAAGAGAUAGUUGAUCAACAUCAGAGGGAGAUGAGAGUCCUUGAAGCUAUUUAUCCACGAAUAUCUUCCAUUCCUCCAAAUCCUGCUGUUCCAGUGAACGUCGAAGAUUCCCAUUACAUUGAUGAUCAUACUGUUGUAAUACCAAUUACACCUGUUGAAGACGGGGAUGCGGCAGCAGAUACAUUAUCUCACGGUAUAUUAGACAGUUCAAACUCUGCUACGAGUAUGUCAAUGGCGUCUGAUGUAGCUGCUGCAUCUGUUGCUUUAACUAGCUUAGUGAAGAACAGUGAACAUGGUAAUUUGAUUGACCGUGAAUUACUCAAUAAUAUUCUCAACAAUCCUGAAGUGAUUGAAAAGUUGGUUAGAGAUUAUGGAGCUCAAAAUCAUGCACAGUAUGUACAAAACAUGGGAUCAUCUUCAGGAAUUUAUUCAUACGCUCCUAAUCGUGUUAAUCAAGUUGAAACCACUACAACCUCAUCAAACGCUUUUUCAUCCACUUCUUCCUAUACUCACACAACUGGAGGUCAGAUGGGCCCAACUAUUUCUACCCAAUGGCAUCCUAGGCCUGUAAUGAGUUCGGCUAUUGCUGCUACUUCUGUUGAGGCCCCUUCAACAAAAGAUGCAAACUACUAUAAGAGCUUGAUUCAACAACACGGAGGAGAUAAACAAGAAGCACUUCCAUACUCCAGUAAUCGUCAUAACCAGCAACCAUUAUCAAACUAUGAUACAAUACACAAUUUUAGAGCAAAAGGGUCAAAAGCAAAGAUAAUGAAGCCUUGUAUCUUUUUUAAUAGUUCCAGAGGAUGUCGGAAUGGAGCUAAUUGUGCCUUUCAACACGAUGCAUCAUAUCAGCCACAACAAGGUAAUCCUGUGUCAGGGAUACAAAGUUCAAAGAGAAUGAAAAUGGAUAAUGAGAUCAGCAGUUAAUUGAACUCUUACAUGGCUGGUGAUGUUGGUUGCCAUUUAUUUUGAUGGAGAGGCAUGAAUGCAUGGUCCAUAUCAUACACAUUUGAUAUGGUCAAGUUAGCAUUUUAUUCGAUAAGUGAUUUUGAACCUACUUUGCUGCCAGUUUAUUAUGAUCUUACAUUUAUCAUUUUUGAGUUGAUGUCUCCUCUGAGUCUUCCAUGACCGAAAAUUUGCAGUAGUUGCUGCCUCUCUUUCUUGGUCAUUGAUUGUAAUUCAGGAUGAGGUUUUGGUGUUGCAAUUCAUGAGAGAUAUCACUGGCUGGAUGAUGUAUUCAUUUUUUUUUUCCUUUCUUUUUUUACAUUUCGACGGUAUAAAUUGAUUUGCAUUUCCAUCUAUUUUAAACUGCUUUCAUGUUAAUAUUGGCAUAAAUAGGAAGCAAACAAUAAAAUUGCUCAUUGUGGAUUGGGUUCUUUGACAUGAAAUUCUCAUUUUGUUCAAUUUUUAGCUUAUUUGUUCAUU
Molecule: messenger RNA, 1878 nt
Organism: Trifolium pratense (red clover)
Lineage: Eukaryota; Viridiplantae; Streptophyta; Magnoliopsida; Fabales; Fabaceae
Product: zinc finger CCCH domain-containing protein 6
Exons: 4
Coding region: 139-1380 (413 amino acids)
Molecular function (GO): metal ion binding
Source: RefSeq, a predicted model, not a curated record